CCCGGGAAGCUGCGCGAGGCUGGGCGGCCGCUGCCACCUCCUCCUCCUCCAUCUCCUCCAUCGCCUCCUCCUCCGGCCGGGCCGGGGCCGAGUGGUGGAGCACCGCUGCGGGACGUCGGAGCCAUGGCGCACCAGACAGGCAUCCACGCCACGGAGGAGUUGAAGGAAUUCUUUGCCAAGGCCCGGGCUGGCUCCAUCCGACUCAUUAAAGUCGUCAUUGAGGACGAGCAGCUUGUGCUGGGUGCCUCACAGGAACCGGUGGGUCGCUGGGACCAGGAUUACAACCGAGGGGUGCUGCCGUUGCUCCACCCCCAGCAGCCCUGCUACGUGCUCUUCCGCCUCGACUCCCAGAAUGCUCAGGGCUUCGAGUGGCUCUUCCUCGCCUGGUCCCCUGAUAAUUCCCCUGUGCGGCUGAAGAUGCUCUACGCAGCCACCCGGGCCACGGUGAAGAAGGAGUUUGGGGGGGGUCACAUCAAGGAUGAACUCUUCGGAACGGUGAAGGAGGACCUCUCCUUCGCCGGGUACCAGAAACACCUGUCGUCCUGCGCAGCACCUGCCCCCCUCACUUCAGCCGAGAGGGAGCUACAGCAGAUCCGCAUCAACGAGGUGAAGACCGAGAUCAGCGUGGAAAGCAAGCACCAGACCCUCCAGGGCCUCACCUUCCCCCUGCAGCCCGAGGCCCAGCGCGCGCUGCAGCAGCUCAAGCAGAAGACGGUCAACUACAUCCAGCUGAAGCUGGACCUGGAGCGGGAGACCAUCGAGCUGGUGCACACCCAGCCCACCGACGUGGCCCAGCUGCCGUCGAGGGUACCCCGCGACGCGGCGCGCUACCACUUCUUCCUCUACAAGCACACCCACGAGGGCGACCCCCUCGAGUCUGUGGUGUUCAUCUACUCCAUGCCCGGGUACAAGUGCAGCAUCAAAGAGCGCAUGCUCUACUCCAGCUGCAAGAGCCGCCUCCUGGACUCCGUAGAGCAGGACUUCCAACUGGAAAUCGCCAAGAAGGGCCCCCGCUCCAGGGCCCUGCACCCCUUGUCUCUCCUGGUCCAGGCUGUGGUGCUGGCAGAGGCCCUGGCUUUGGGGUCCCUGCCUGCUUUCCUACCCUGUGAGUUCCAGCCCCAGGACGGCCUGGUCGAUUGCAACUGGCUGGUCUUGAAGUCCGUCCCCCACUUCCCGGGGGCCGCCCCCCGCCGCAACGUCACCAGCCUCUCGCUGCUGUCCAAUCGGAUCCACCACCUGCACAGCUCCGAUUUCAGCCAGUUUCCCAGCCUGCGGCGGCUCAACCUCAAGUGGAACUGCCCCCCACGCGGCCUGAGCCCCAUGCGCUUCUCCUGCCAGAUGACCAUCGAGCCCCACACCUUCCUGGCCGUGCCCACCCUGGAGGACCUCAACCUGAGCUACAACGCCAUCACCGCCGUGCCCGCCCUCCCCAGCUCCCUGGUGAACCUCACUUUGAGCCACACCAACAUCCUGGUGCUGGAUUCCGGCAGCCUGGCCCACCUGGCCGAGCUGCGCGCCUUAUUCGUGGACGGGAACUGCUAUUACAGGAACCCGUGCAGCGCGUCGCUGCGCGUGGCCCCCGGUGCCCUCCUGCGCCUGCGCAACCUCACCCACCUGUCGCUCAAAUACAACAACCUCACCCAGGUGCCCCGGCAGCUGCCCCCCGGCUUGAAAUACCUCCUGCUGUCUUACAACCGCAUCGUCCAGCUGGGGCCCCAAGAUCUGGCCAAUCUGACCUCCUUGCGCGUCCUGGAUGUGGGGGGCAAUUGCCGUCGCUGCGACCACGCCCAGAAUCCCUGCGUCGAAUGCCCCCGUCGCUCUCUCCACUUGCACCCCGACACCUUUGGCCACCUGAGUCGCCUCGAAGGCCUGGUGUUGAAGGACAGCUCUCUCUACACCUUGAACCCCAAGUGGUUCCAGGGGCUGCCCCAGCUCUCCGUGCUGGAUCUGAGUGAGAAUUUCCUCUACGAGUGUAUCACGAAGACCACGGCCUUCCAAGGCCUGGCUCAACUCCGCAAGCUCAUCCUGUCCUUUAAUUACCACAAGAGGGUCUCCUUCGCCCAGCUGUGGCUGGCACCCUCCUUUGGGAGCCUGAGCUCCCUGCAGGAGCUAUACAUGAAUGGGAUCUUCUUCCGCUCCCUCAACGAACGCACCCUCAAGUCUCUAGCCCGUCUCCCCAAACUCCACACGCUCAGCCUACGGAUGAAUUUCAUCAACCAGGCCCAGCUCGGGGUCUUUGGCCCCUUCCCUGGCCUGCGCUUCGUCGACCUGUCAGACAAUCGCAUCAGUGGCAAUUCCAACAUGGCGCCCACCACUGGAGACACCAAGGAUGGAGAGCUGCGCCUACAGCUGGGGUCCGAGGAGGAGGAGGACCUCCCUCCUCCAGCUGCCCCCCCCUUACGCACCCCCACGCCUAAAGACUUUAUGUCCAGCUGCAAGCACUUGCCGUUCACCUUGGAUCUCUCCCGGAACAACCUGGGCACGAUCAGAUCGGACAUGUUCACCCACCUGUCCCGUCUCCAGUGCCUGAGCCUGAGUCACAACUGCAUCGCACAGGCCGUCAACGGCUCCCAGUUCCAGCCCCUCCUCAACCUCCGAGUUCUAGACCUGUCCCACAACAAGCUGGACCUCUAUCACAGCCGUCCGUUCACGGAGCUGCCCCGAUUGGAGGCCCUGGACCUCAGUUAUAACAGCCAGGCUUUCGGCAUGCAAGGCAUCGGCCACAACCUCACCUUCGUGGCCUUCCUGCCCAAUCUGCGCCACCUCAGCCUGGCGUACAACAACAUUAACAGCCGUGUGUCCCCCAAACUCCGCAGCGCCUCCCUGAGCACCCUGGAUUUUAGUGGCAACGCCGUGAGCCGAAUGUGGGCCGAGGGAGACCUGUACCUCCAUUUCUUCCAAGGCCUGGAAGUCCUGCAGCAGCUCGAUCUGUCUAAGAACCGCCUACACACCCUUCUGCCCCGGACCCUGGACAAUCUCCCCAAGAGCCUGAAGACGCUGCGGCUGCGAGAUAAUUUCUUGGCCUUCUUCAACUGGACGGGCCUGAUCUACCUGCCCAACCUGGAGGUUCUAGACCUCGCGGGGAACCAGCUGAAGGCCCUGACAAACGACACCCUCCCGAACGGCACCCACCUGCACACCCUGGACCUCAGCGACAACGACAUCACUUCCGUGUACCCCGGUUUCUUCGUCCUGGCCGGGGAGUUGCGGGAGCUCAACCUCAGCGACAAUCUCCUCAAGACGGUGGACGCAUCCUGGUUCGGAUCCCUGGCGGGCGAUCUCAGGCUGCUCGACGUGCGGACCAACCCCUUGCACUGCGCCUGCGGGGCCCCCUUCGUGGAGUUCCUCCUGGAGAUCCAACACGCUGUCCCGGGCCUGCCCAGUCAGGUCAAGUGCGGCAGCCCCAACCAGCUACAGGGUCUGAGCAUCUUCGCGCAGGACCUGCGUCUCUGCCUGGACGAGACUCUGUCCUGGAGUUGCUUCGGCUUCUCGCUGCUGGCGGUGGCCCUGGGCCUGGCGGUGCCCACCCUGCAGCACAUCUACGGCUGGGAUCUCUGGUAUUGUUUUUACCUGUGUCAGGCGUGGCUCCCUCCCCGGAGGAGACGGCCGGGCGCCCAGCCCGCCCCCUACGACGCCUUCGUGGUGUUCGACAAGACGCAGCCCGCCGUGGCCGACUGGGUGUACAACGAGCUGCGGGUGCGGCUGGAGGGGCAGCCGCGCCGGGCCCUGCGGCUGUGCCUGGAAGAGCGGGAUUGGCUUCCCGGCAGAGCCCUGUUCGAGAACCUCUGGGCCUCCAUCGACGGCAGCCGCAAGACCGUGUUCGUGCUGGCCCGCACGGACCGCGUGAGCGGCCUGCUGCGCACGGGCUUCCUGCUGGUGCAGCAGCGGCUGCUGGAGGAGCGCAGGGACGUGGCCGUGCUGGUGCUGCUGCGGCCCGACGCGCGCCGCUCGCGCUACGUGCGCCUGCGCCGCCGCCUCUGCGGACGCAGCGUCCUCGUCUGGCCCCAGCGGCCCAGCGGCCAGCGCCGCUUCUGGGCCCAGCUGCGCGCCGCGCUCACCAGGGACAACCGCCACUUCUACGACAGGAACUUCUGCCAGGGCCCCGCGGCGGAAUGA
Perognathus longimembris pacificus (Pacific pocket mouse) is the source of this 4116-nucleotide messenger RNA. Its product is annotated as twinfilin-2. Bases 124 to 4116 code for a protein of 1330 amino acids. The transcript has 9 exons. Gene Ontology annotation, cellular component: myofibril; plasma membrane; actin filament. Gene Ontology annotation, biological process: positive regulation of interleukin-6 production; defense response to virus; canonical NF-kappaB signal transduction. Gene Ontology annotation, molecular function: actin filament binding; actin monomer binding; pattern recognition receptor activity. The record is from RefSeq and is a predicted model, not a curated record. Lineage: Eukaryota; Metazoa; Chordata; Mammalia; Rodentia; Heteromyidae.